Molecule: messenger RNA, 2028 nt
Organism: Eruca vesicaria subsp. sativa (arugula)
Lineage: Eukaryota; Viridiplantae; Streptophyta; Magnoliopsida; Brassicales; Brassicaceae
Source: the annotation of a GenBank genome assembly
AUGACCAAAGGACGCAACAUGACUAAAACAUGGGUUUGCUGGAACAUAGUGGACUAUCCCAUCCCCGAGGGUCUUAAUCCUACUGCGGUUUUUAAGAAUACCAAAUCUGCUCUUGAAAAUCAGGGAUAUUAUGGUGACUUGUUUUUCACAGUUUAUUGUGAUGAUAAGAACUGGCAUGAAUUGUAUCCUCACUAUUCUCGUGACGAAGUCGGUUUACAAAUCGUACGUGACUCCCUUGCGGUAGUUGAUAAUAUGUUAGUGGACAUUCUUUUAUGGGGAGUCGAAAAUCCGAUACCAUCAAAUUUUGUGUUAAUCACAAACAAUGUUUCAAAAGAAACAGAGCUCUUUGGUGUUCUUGAAGAUUUGAAAUCAGAAAAUUACAAUAUUCUUGUUGCACAGUUUGAGGAAGACGCAUCAUCAGGCUUUGUACGGAUUUUCACAAGCGUGUUUGAUGGAGGAAACCCUAGCGACCAAAAAGAAAACUCACAGGGUGUUACUAAUAAGGAUUUUAACCGAGAGGCUAAAAUAGGCGUUUUCUGGAACAUGGAGGAUUGCCCAAUCCCCAAGAGUCUUGAUCCUGACAAGAUUUAUCAGAAUGUCAAACCAGCUCUUGCAAAUCAGGGUUGUCAUGGCGAGGUACCAAUAUGGGCUUAUUGUGAGAAGAUCAACAACUUGUCCCUUGCUGAUGUCACCUUGGUACCCGUAGGAGAUAAAUCUGCGAGAUUUAAGAAAAUGCUUAAGGACAUUUUGUUUUGGGCGCGGCAAAACCGUGGGAGCUAUCCUAGUAUAAUUCCCGAUUUGAUGGUGAUCUCAAAUAUCACUGGAAACACGGUGUUUGUCCGUGUUCUUAAUUCUUUGAAUAGUAAAUACAAUGUUCUAUUAACAUUGUCUGAUGUGGGCAAAUACAUAAGUGAUGUAUGGCUUCAUCCAAGCCUUAUGCCUAAUAAAAGCGAAUACAUAGGUGAUGAAUGGCCGGAUCCAAGCCUUAAAGGUGAAGGAAACCCUAUUGACCAAAGAGAAAGCUCAAAUGGUGUUGAAUUUAAUACGGUGGAUUAUAAUUUCAAAUCAGCUAUUAGGAAUCAGGGUGAUUAUGGUGAAGUGUUAAUCAAGGCUUAUUGGGAUGACACAACUGCUAAUCUUGAGACAACGGGCCAUAAUAUCCAAUCAGUUGUUAUUGGAAAUCAAAAUCCUUAUGUGGAACUCGACACAAUGUUUUUGGACAUCCUAUUAUGGGCGAUUGACAAUCCUGCACCAUCAAAUUUGAUGGUAAUCUCAAAAAGCAUCUCAAAAGAAACAGAGCUCUUAAGUCUUCUUCAACAUUUGGAUUCAAGAGGCUACAAUAUUCUCGUUGCACAUGCGGAAGAAGCCGCAUCAACAGUGGUACCUUUUUCUGUAAGCUUCGAAUGGGUUUUGAAAGUCCUAUUUAGUGAAGGUAAUCCUCUCACCAGUGCUACCUUCUUCCAAGGUGAAAGCUCACAAGGUGUCCACAAUGAGCAGAUGGAAUCCUCUUUAAAGAGGAAAAAAUGGAAUGAGGCUAAUACAGCCGUCUUUUGGAACAUCGAGGACUGCCCAAUGCCUGGUGGUAUCGAUACUCAUAUGUUUCUUCAGAAUAUCAAAUCAGUUCUUACGAAUCACAGUAGUCAUGGUAACGUGUCAAUCACAGCUUAUUAUGAUAAUAAUAGAAGCCUUGAUGACUUCUCCCUCAGUGAUAAUAUCACCUUGGUGCACACAGGAGAUAAAUAUGCGAGAAUUAAGAAAAUGUUAAAAGACAUUCUUUUCUGGGCAUUGGAAAGUCCUAAAACAUCAAGUAUGUUGGUGAUCACAAGAAGCAUUACAAAUAAAGUUUGUGAUGUUCUUAUUGCUUUGAGUUCGAGAGAUUACAAUUUUCUCUUCGCAGACCCUUUUAUGGUCUCAUAUGUAAACAAUGUAUGGCUUUUGACAAGCCUAUUUGGUGGAGAAAACCCUAUAGACCUAUGCAUUGAAAGGAAUUUUCGAAAGCAGAUUGGUGCGCUUGAUUCUGAGGACUGA